CGAUGAUUAUUUUUGGAAGAAAUUUAUUUGUAAAAAAUCCUAUUAAAAGUAUCCAUUUUGACAACCCUAUAAUCAUUUUUAAUUAUUCAUUUUGCAUUUUACUGUUUUUAAUCCUCGAAAGACUUUCUUCAAAUUCUCGCCAUUUUUUAUAAUUUUACAUUUAUCUCUUAUUUUUGCAUUUUCUUUAAUUCACUUUAAUGUCUCUUAUUUAUUAGAGCCCGAACAUUUUUUAUCAAGACAUUCAAGCCAAUCGCUUUUACAGGUUAUUCAUUUC
Messenger RNA from Meloidogyne enterolobii, 274 nucleotides. NCBI's taxonomy places the organism in Eukaryota, Metazoa, Nematoda, Chromadorea, Rhabditida, Meloidogynidae. The record is from the annotation of a GenBank genome assembly.